This is a messenger RNA of Mya arenaria, 3303 nucleotides long. Its product is annotated as cholesterol 25-hydroxylase-like protein 1, member 2. The transcript has a single exon. Gene Ontology annotation, biological process: sterol biosynthetic process; cholesterol metabolic process. Lineage: Eukaryota; Metazoa; Mollusca; Bivalvia; Myida; Myidae. Gene Ontology annotation, molecular function: C-4 methylsterol oxidase activity; steroid hydroxylase activity; iron ion binding. The record is from RefSeq and is a predicted model, not a curated record. Bases 324 to 1301 code for a protein of 325 amino acids.
AUAAACGCUUCGGUAAUAUAUCGUUAACGACUUCAUUUGUGAACACCGCCGUAGGAUUUAUAUUAAACGGAUCAAUAAAUUCGCAGAUUGGUUAGAGUUCAAAAAUGAUAACGUUAACUAUCUCCAGAUAUCGGAAAUGUCUUAUGUGACGUAGCGAAAUGGGAGGCGCUAUCGAUUGAGAUUGUGGAGAGAGGAAUGUAUAAAUACCGCUGAAAUAGCGUGUUGGAUAUAUGGCGAGUGGUAGUGGAUGACUUAAAUACAAAGUGUGUUUAGUGUAACAAAAGCCCAGUGACUUUCAAUGUUUUUCGUGGCGAUUCAUCAAUAUGACCUCUAAUUUAUACGAACUUUUCAGCGAUGCAUUACUCCACCUUCCGUCUGCGAUUGACAGCUUGGUGCGGUCCAAAGAACAUAACGAAUCACAUCUUGGAAGAAAUGUUACGAUCGCGGACGCAGCUGCAUCGGGCGAUUUUCGCAUCCUUCAACCAAUAUGGGAUAUACGAUUAGGGAGAGAAAACUUCUUUGCUUCCCCAUUAUUUCCCGUGAUUCUGUCUGUUUCGUUCUACUUCAGUUUCUGCACACCGUUUAUGAUAGCCGACUUGCUGGGAGAUAAACUACCAUGCAUACAUAAGUACAAGAUUCAGUCGAAUUUGGAGGUAACCUGGGCGCAGAUAUGGGACACUGUGAGUCUCACAUUUUGGAAUCAUGUACUCUACAUCCUUCCGGCGGCGGUAUCUCAGUGGGUGUGGACCCCUGACACGUAUCUUCCAGAAAGGGCACCUACUCUCUUCGAGUUUCUUUGGCACCAAGUAGCUGCCUUGGUCAUUUUUGACUUGCAGUACUUUGUGUGGCAUUGGACGCAUCAUAAGGUGCGUUUUCUAUACAAACAUGUGCACGCUCUCCAUCACCGCUACCACUCGCCAUUCGUCUGGACAACGCAGUACCUCCAUCCAUGGGAGUUGAUCACCGUUGGCUUUCUUACAACGACUAACACUUGGUUCUUCAACUGCCACCCACUGACUAUAUGGAGUUACAUGGUGGUUUCGAUCAUAGUCAGUGUUGAAGCACACAUUGGGUUUGACUUUCCCUUUACUUUAAAUCACUUCUCGUUCGGAAUGAUAGGCGGGGCACCGAAGCAUGACAUGCAUCAUUUAAAGCCGCUGACGAACUUCCAGCCUUUCUUCAAUCAUUGGGACAAGAUUUUCGGGUCGUACUGCCCAGUCAUGACAAGGGGAGGAGUCAAACCGCCAGACCUCCUUGAUUACGAGCGGAAACAGAAGGAAACAAAGAAAACCUUUGAUUAGAGACAGCUGUUUGUUCAUGUGAUACGACCGUUACUAUUCUAUUGUGUGCCAAUGCAAUGUUAACCGCAAUGUUAACACCGUCUUCUGUAAUUCAGGUAGUUUUAUAUCAAGUAGGACAUACUUGUACGUUUACUAAUUCAUGCUGUGCUUAACAUUGACAAAUUACACAUGUGGAAAACAUUCCGUGUGGACUCAGUUCACGUUGGUUAAAAUUCAUCAUUGAAAUAUUUCUCAUCAAUUGAUUAACAGUUCGUCAUCGGAUAUUGAUUACUAAGUAGUUCGAACUUCCUGUACUUAUUGGUUAUUUAGAUCGAGGAUGACUGUAUUUGAAGAGAUGCUAGAACAUCGGCUGGUUCUCUGUGAUAUAUUGUUUAAUCUCAACAUUUUUUUACAUUUAUACUUAAAAUUAAUGUGCAUUAUGUCGUCCCGUUAUUGAACUUAUUUAUUUGACGUACAGUCGAAUCCCGUUGGCUCAAACUCGCUUGGCUCGAUUUCCUCGGCUAGAACUGGGUGUUAACGAGCGAUUUUGUUUCAACUGAAUGUAAACAUUCACGCUUGGCUCGAAUUUCCCCGAGUGCGGAGGUAUUUUUGCCGAUCCCUGAGAGUUCGAGCGAACGGGGUUCGACCGUACUUCCACAUGUUUGCCUGCUUUGACGAAGUUAUUAUGGUAUUCCGUUUGCAACCUCAGACCAGAUAACAUUUCAAACCUGGAUUAGUGGAGUUUUUUCUUACUAUUGUUUUGAACAGAGUAAUUAAUGAAUUAUUUUCACCUGAAAGAAUGUUUAUACUAAGCAUUUAAUUGUUUUACCAUAGUAAUUCAUGUUUUAUCCGGCGUACAACUCCAUGUGUGUUUACAUUUGCAUUGGUAAACGUAGUUCAGUGAACAAAUGGUCAAGUGCACGUGUUAAUGACGCGAUACUCGCCGACAGCACGUGCAAACCUUGACGAUCACAUAUACAAAAUAUAGUGGUAUAAGCUUGCAUGAAUGACGCCCUGUAUCUCCCCAAUACAGUGCUGAAAUGCGGGUAUUACUUAUUCCUUUUUUAUAACCGUUUUUGAAGUGGAUAAGACAUAGAAUAUAAACAUUUGAAGAAGUCCCUACUAUUACUUUUUAUAAAAUAAUUUACAUGUUAUUAUAUAGUAUUUAUGAUGUGAUGCUAUGCAUAUAUGACGAACUGUUUCAUCCCAAAACGGUUUCGAAGUGCAUUAUGAACACACCAGAAUAUAUUUGUUGUAAUAGUUAUUAAAUUUUACUCAUGAAUUUUUAGCUGCCCUUUUGUAUAGUCAUGAUUGAUGAUCGAUGAAUGUCAUAACGCACACAUCAAUGUAUCGAUAUAGGAUAGUUUAUCGUUGUAUCGAUAGUGGAUAGUAUAUCGUUAUAUCGAUAUAGUCGACAUAGGAAAUAUAUCGUUGUAUCGAUAUUGAAAAGUAUAUAAUUGCACAACUACUUCAAUCGAUAUUGAGCUUUAUUCGAUAUUUUAACUAAGUUUAAAUUAUCUUGAUUUUGUGUAGUUUGUUGUUGUUUUUUUAAUUUAAGGGAAAAACAAAAGUUUGUAUAAAAUCCGAUUUUUACAUUUGUUAAAAAUAAAAGAAUAUUCUUAUCAAUAUAUUCGAAGCGGUCAUGAACAAAUAUUUCAUAUAUUUAUUUACUUAUUACAUUUUGAUUAAGAAGCUAUAGUCUAUGUAGAUUGUAAGCUGACGUAGUAUUGCGUUUAUGACGCUCUGUAUCACCCCAAUGCAGCGCUGAAAUGCGGGGUAUUAUGUCACGCUUUUAUCUUAGAUAUGUAGACCUUCACGUAGGUUUUAUUUUGGAAAUGAUUUUGUCACAUACUUUUAUUUUACUUAAGUGUAUUAUCGUGUUUAAUGUAUUGAAUAAUUCAUUGAUAAACAAUUAAUAAUGUACAUCUUUUAUUUACAUAUUUGUGUUUAAAGGGACUGUUUCGUGAUUUAUAAAAUGCACUUUUAUGGGAUAAAAAAAUCGAAAUAAAGUGUGGCAAAUCAA